Messenger RNA from Onychomys torridus (southern grasshopper mouse), 1186 nucleotides. RefSeq names its product ADP ribosylation factor like GTPase 15 (gene Arl15). The transcript has 5 exons. Gene Ontology annotation, molecular function: GTP binding; GTPase activity. The coding region runs from base 57 to 671 and encodes 204 amino acids. Lineage: Eukaryota; Metazoa; Chordata; Mammalia; Rodentia; Cricetidae. The record is from RefSeq and is a predicted model, not a curated record.
UCAUUUUGGUGGCUGGAAAGUACACCCAGCUGAAAACCAUCAGCCAUUUAGACUCCAUGCUUCAUUUGAAUUGUGCUUCUGGACACAAGUCAAGGAUGACAACUUGUUUUCGAGCACUUUGCUGCAAGGGACCACCACCUGCGCGCCCUGAAUAUGAUUUGGUUUGCAUAGGUCUCACAGGCUCUGGGAAGAGCAGUCUGUUGUCCAAGCUCUGCAGUGAAAGCCAGGAGAACGUCGUGUCAACCACAGGUUUUAGUAUAAAGGCAGUGCCAUUCCAGAAUGCCAUCUUGAAUGUAAAAGAACUUGGAGGAGCUGAUAAUAUCCGGAAAUACUGGAGUCGUUACUACCAAGGAUCUCAAGGAGUAAUAUUCGUAUUAGACAGCGCCUCUUCAGAGGAUGAUUUAGAAACAGCUAGAAAUGAACUGCACUCAGCUCUUCAGCACCCACAGUUAUGCACUUUACCCUUUUUAAUAUUGGCCAAUCAUCAAGACAAGCCCGCAGCUCGCUCAGUGCAAGAGAUCAAAAAAUAUUUUGAACUUGAACCACUUGCUCGUGGAAAACGCUGGAUUCUGCAGCCCUGCUCAGUAGAUGACAUGGACGCACUGAAAGACAGCUUCUCUCAGCUCAUAAACUUGUUAGAAGAAAAAGACCUUGAGGCGAUGAGAAUGUGAAAUCUGACACAAAAGAUCCCCGAAAGCCUUGAACCCAUCAUGUUAGUUUCCCAUUCUGAUUUCAUGUUGGUGUCAAGACUGUCAUGGCUUCAGUCUCUAUUUUCUUCUAGCUGUUUCAGACUUUCAUCUCUCUGUUAAAGUGACUGUUCUGUAAGUCAGGUGAAUUAGCAUCGGCAUUAACGUCAAGUACACACUACUGAAAGAGAAUUUAUUCUCUGUUUACCACUAAUAAUCUUCAUGGCAUGUCUCUUCCUUCUGUUGGUCUAAGACUCUCUUCUAUACUUUGUGCUAAAGUAGAUGGAGCUCACAGCUAGCUCAUGGGAACGAAACCCCUUCUGAAGAAAGACAGACUCACAUGUCUUCACUAAUUCUCCCUGGGCUUGAGAUGAGAGGAUUGUAACUUUGUAACUGACUCCACAUGAUGUAUAUGCCCUUUCCAUUUCCAUGAUCUCUUAGGGGUUUGAGUUUUUUACAUUUUAUUUUAUCUUGUCUGCCUUUCAUAUUAGUGUGUGUGU